Ostertagia ostertagi is the source of this 441-nucleotide messenger RNA. The record is from the annotation of a GenBank genome assembly. Lineage: Eukaryota; Metazoa; Nematoda; Chromadorea; Rhabditida; Trichostrongylidae.
GUCAAUGGCUGCCAGUUGACCUCAGUCUACGAUCUACGCGAGGGCGAAGAGGGAUCGGCCGAUUUCUACGAUGAUGACUGGGCUUUCCGAAGGCCGAGGAGUAACAGUUCGGUCGACAGAGCGUUCUCGGCUCUCUGUGAACAAAAUGUGCGUGCUGGUUUGGUGUGGGAUGCCUCUCAGAGACGAAUUACAUCCAUCGUAACUUUGACUGACUUCCUGAAGUAUCUACGUGAAGAUGCUUCCCAGUGUACUCAGGGUGAGAUAGGCGACCUCAUAACCGACAACUCGUUGGUCACUGUGUUUGCAGAUAUGAAAGUGAUCGAAGCAUGCGAGCAAUUAUGUCUACAUCGCGUACAUCGUAUUAUCGUGCGGGAACCUCAAUCAGGAGAUAUUCUUUACCUUCUAACAAUAAAACGGGUACUUCAAGCUAUACAUAAACAG